AUGAAGGAAAUGAUAAGCCCACCAGCAUAUAAGCCUUUAUAUGAAGUUAUUCGAAUUAAUAAAAAAAAAACUCCUAGUAUAGACACUGAAAUAUAUAAAGAAUAUUUAUUAGUUAAGAAAAAGUUUGAAGAAAAUCUCGAAAAUAAGAAUAUAAAAAUAAUUGUUUAUGAACAUUUAAACGAUGUAUAUGGAAAAACAGAUGAAACUGUUAAUACCUCUGAUAGUUUAGACUUGUGUGAAGAUCAUUUAAAAAAAAUAAGACAAAAAAAAAAUAUAAAAAAUGUGAGCGAAGGGGAAGAACGUGGUAAUGUUAUACAAACUGAGGAAAAUAAAAAGGUGAAAAAGAAAAAAAAAAAAGAAAAAAAAGGAGAAGCAAAGACAGAAGUAAAGACAGAAAUAUCGGUCGAAAAAACGGCCGAAAUAAACAGUGAUAUAGUUGUAAAAACAAAGUCAACAAAAAUUAUAGGAACACUUAAAAUAUUAUAUAAUUUUUAUGUAAACUUAUAUGAUAAAAUAAAAGAAGAUGUAGAAAAUAUAAAAAACAGAACAGAUUAUAAUAAAAUAAACUUAUUUAAAGAUGUUAAUUUAUAUUCUAAUUAUAUUUCUAUGUUUGAUAUAAUAAAUAUAUGUGAAGAUUUAAAUAUUAUUAAAACAUUUUUAAAUUCGAAAAAAGAAUGUGAAUUGAUAUGGAUUCUUACAGUUAAUUAUUUUGAUAAAGUUGAUGAAAAUAUAUUCGAAAAAUAUAAAUAUAAGAUAGAUGUAAAUUAUGAAAAGCAAGAACCCAAACGGGUUCAGGAAUAUGCAGAAAAAAGUAUUAAAAAUCAAGUCGAAACUUCUGAAAAUAACAAUGAUGUGGAAAAUAGAAUCAUAAAAAAUGGUUCUAAAUUUGUGGAAUCCAAAAGAGAAGAUAUUUUUCAAGAAACAAUUAAUGAAAAAAAUAAUUUCAAUUCUAAAAAAUUGAAUAAAGAUGCCGAACCAUUAUUAUCUGAAAAAUCCCCAAAAAACGAAAUGAAAAUAAAAACUAAUGAGAAAGAAAAAUCAAGGGGUGAAAUAAAUGAUAAAUAUUGUGAUACAAUGAUAAAUAGAAAAGAAAAAAUAAAAGAAUAUAUUUAUGAAAAUUGCUCCGAGAAAGUUAAUGCACUAAUGUUCCGAAAAGUUAAUUUCUUUGUCUUUGUCUACAUAAUAAUUUAUAUAAUUAAAACAAGCACUAGAAAGAUUAAAGCGAUAAAAGAUGAUAUAAAAAAAAUCAAAAGUUUUUUUUUUUUCUUAAAUAUUUAUGAAAAGAAAAAAACUAUAGAAACUUUAAAUAAUAUAUAUAAAGACAAGUAUCUAAAUUUUUAUCAAAAUUAUAAUAGCAGUGAAGAAAUUGAAAAUUAUAAAAAGAGGAAAAUAUUUCGACAUAAAUUUUCUUUUUAUGAUAUUAAUAAAAUUUUGGGAAAUAAAAAUGCAGAAUUUGGAAAUUUAAAAACGGGUAUGAACCAAAAGAAGGUCGAGGUAGCGAAAAUAGAAUCCACUGGAAAAUUAGAAAAAAAUAUAGAAUCUGAAAACAUAUUUAGCGAAGAAAAAAUAUUACUUACUUUUAAAGAAAACCAAACAGAUAUAUUAAAAAUUAAUAAUAAAUGUUAUGAGGAAAAUGAUAAAAAUUGUCAAAAAGAAAUAAAAGAAAAAACAGCACAAGAAAAUCAUCGAUAUAAAGAUACACGUUUUAUAGAAACGUCAGAAUUAUGUAAUGAUGUGGAUAUUAUGAACAAGCAAGGUAAUAAUUGUGUAAAUGAAGAAAAUAUGGGCAUAAAAAGAAAUAAAAUUUUAAAUAGCUAUAUGUUUGAUUAUAUUUUUAAAAAUUAUUGUUACAAAAAAAAAUAUUGGAAUGUAGCAGAGAAUAGUAGUAUUGAUUUUGGUAUUAUAAAAAAAGAAAAUAGUAAUAAAAAAUAUAAAAUAAAUAUAUAUAAUCAUAGUAAAUAUAAUAUAAUAGUUGAUGUUAAUGUAGAUAAAGAUUUACCUGUAUCGGUCAUGUUUAAAGACAAAUUAUUUUGCGUUAGCUCGAAAUAUACCAUUUAUUUAGAAGUAGAUAAUUCCAUUUCAGGAGAAAAAUUCGGAUUUGUAAAUGUCAAGUUAAACUACAAAAAUAUAAACAAAGAACAUGACCAAAUAAAUAUUCCUGUCUAUAUUUUUAUUCAGGAUUAA
Molecule: messenger RNA, 2184 nt
Organism: Plasmodium berghei ANKA
Lineage: Eukaryota; Apicomplexa; Aconoidasida; Haemosporida; Plasmodiidae
Product: conserved Plasmodium protein, unknown function
Exons: 1
Coding region: 1-2184 (727 amino acids)
Source: RefSeq, a predicted model, not a curated record